This is a messenger RNA of Alnus glutinosa, 1402 nucleotides long. RefSeq names its product GATA transcription factor 12-like. Gene Ontology annotation, biological process: positive regulation of DNA-templated transcription. Gene Ontology annotation, molecular function: zinc ion binding; sequence-specific DNA binding. Gene Ontology annotation, cellular component: nucleus. Bases 186 to 1178 code for a protein of 330 amino acids. The record is from RefSeq and is a predicted model, not a curated record. NCBI's taxonomy places the organism in Eukaryota, Viridiplantae, Streptophyta, Magnoliopsida, Fagales, Betulaceae. The transcript has 2 exons.
GCUGUCCGCCUGUCCCCUUCAAACGCAAAUAAACCCUCUCUCUCCACAAAACUACAACUUCUCACACAUUCUCUCUCUCUCUCUCUCUCUCUCUCUCUCUCUUCCAACACUUAAACUCACUAAAUCCCUCUCUACUCUCUUCCCCAAUUCUCCCUUGUUUGGUCUUACGGGAGAACCAAGACGUUAUGGAAGCACCUGAGCUUUUCCCACAAUACGCGCCCGAAAUGCGUCACUCAACCGAUAAUAAAACCGCCGCAGGCGACCAUUUCAUUGUGGAGGACCUCCUCGACUUUUCCAACGAAGACGACGAUGCAGUCAUUGCUGACGGUGCUUUUGACACUGCCACUGGAAACUCCAUUGAUUCUUCCACACUCACCGUCGUCGACAGCUGCAAUUCGUCGUCGUUUUCGGGGGGUGACCCCAAUUUUGUGGGCGAGAUGGGCUGCCGGAAUUUCGCUGACGGACAUUUUUCCAGCGACCUCUGUGUCCCGUACGACGAUUUAGCGGAGCUGGAAUGGCUUUCGAAUUUCGUGGAGGAGUCGUUCUCCAGCGAGGAUCUGCAGAAGCUGCAGCUGAUAUCCGGCAUGAAAGCCCGGACCGAUGAAGCCUCCGAGACAAGCCCCGAGCCUAACCGAAACAGCCCGAUAUUCCACCCCGAAAUGUCGGUCCCGGCCAAGGCCCGAAGCAAGCGAUCCCGUGCCGCCCCAUGCAACUGGAAUUCCCGCCUCCUCGUUCUCUCACAAAACACGUCCGACGUCGUCAUUUCGGCACCUCCCAACUCCGGCAAGAAGACCGUGAAAGCCUCCCCGAAGAAGAAGGACGGCGAGGACGGCAUCGCCGGAGAAGGCCGGAAAUGCCUGCAUUGCGCCACGGACAAGACGCCGCAGUGGCGGACUGGGCCCAUGGGCCCGAAAACGCUUUGCAAUGCGUGCGGGGUCCGGUACAAGUCUGGGCGGCUGGUGCCGGAGUAUCGGCCUGCUGCGAGCCCAACGUUUAUGCUGACAAAGCACUCCAACUCACAUCGGAAGGUGAUGGAGCUUCGGCGCCAGAAGGAGAUGGUGCGGGGCCAGCAUCAGCAGCCGUUCAUUCACCAUCAGGAUAUGGUGUUUGACGUAUCCAACGGUGACGAUUACUUGAUUCACCAACACGUGGGGCCCGACUUCAGGCAGCUGAUCUAGCGGGGUAGCUAGAGUUAGGAGACUUUCUUGUAGUCGUGGAGUUAAUUUUUAGUAGUGGACCAGUUCUUCAGAGAAAUUUCCUGAUUUUCCUAAUUUUUCUAGGGGGUUAAUUUUUCCUAACUUUAUUUUGCAUUACCUAGACUCUUUUAAUGUUCUUUUUCUUUGAGCUGCUCGCCUAACUCGGGGCUACUUCUGAAAAACAAAAAAUUUCCAUAAUUCAGGCA